Messenger RNA from Hordeum vulgare subsp. vulgare (domesticated barley), 2153 nucleotides. Its product is annotated as xylan glycosyltransferase MUCI21-like. Bases 78 to 1868 code for a protein of 596 amino acids. NCBI's taxonomy places the organism in Eukaryota, Viridiplantae, Streptophyta, Magnoliopsida, Poales, Poaceae. The record is from RefSeq and is a predicted model, not a curated record. Gene Ontology annotation, molecular function: glycosyltransferase activity. The transcript has a single exon.
UGAUCUCCGUUGCAAUCAAAGGACCCACAAUUUUCUUCAAGGGUGUUCCAUGGGUGCUGCUGUCGGGUUGCCAUAGCAUGGCUCCUCAACCCCUAACCGCCGCUAAUUUUCUACUAAUCCCCUUCUGCAGUGCCAUUUAUAGCUCCCCCGCCUCUCUCCUCUCCCUUCGUCACAGUCCAAAACCCCGGCCGAGAGCCUUCUCUCUCCUCUCCUCUCUUCUCUUUCUUCUCUCUCUAGAGCACAGCGAGGACAUGGUGCAACAGCACAGAAUCUACGUCGUGCAGUUCGACAAGGGGGAGCCUGACCAGGAGGAGCUGUCAUGCAAGGCCUCGCCGCCCAAGGGCGGCGGCCGCCGGAUCAUGUACUACUACCAUGACUACGGCACCGGGGGCGGCGCCGGCAAGAACGGCAAGCCGGCCAAGUCCAGGGCGCUCAGCCUGAGCGGCUUCUUCGGCUUGCUCCUCAUCUGCUUCUUCGGCCUCGCCACGCUCCUCGCGGCUCCGGGCGCCUUCUUCUCCUUCGCGCGAACUGGUGGUGGUGCGGCGGCGGCGGCGGCGGCCACGCAGCAGCAGAGCGCGCCGUGCUCUGGGAACGGCAACGACACCCUGUGCUGCGACCGCUCGUCGAGGCGCGCGGACAUGUGCUUCGCGCGCGGCGACCUGCGCAUGCACUCGGCCAGCGCCUCGUUCCAGCUCGUGUCCUCGGCCGGGCGAUCGGCGGCGGAGGAGGAGAGGAUUCGGCCGUACACGCGCAAGUGGGAGGCGCACGUGAUGAAGACCAUCGACGAGGUGCGCUUCCGGCGCGUGUCCCCCGGCGACGCCGCGCGCUGCGACGUGCGGCACGACAUGCCGGCCGUGCUGCUCUCCACGGGCGGGUUCACGGGAAACGUGUACCACGAGUUCAACGACGGCCUCCUCCCCAUGUUCGUGACGGCGGGCCACCUCCGGCGCCGCGUGGUGUUCGUCAUCCUCGAGUACCACGACUGGUGGAUGACCAAGUACGGCGACGUCGUGUCCCGCCUCUCGGCGUUCCCGCCCAUCGACUUCACCGCUGAUCGCCGCGUCCACUGCUUCCCCGAGGUGAUCGCCGGCCUCCGCAUCCACGGCGAGCUCACCGUGGACCCCGCCAGGACCCCCGAGGGCAGGAGCAUCCGCGACUUCCGCCGCCUCCUCGACGACGCCUACCGCCCCCGCAUCAACUACCUGGAGCGCAUGGAGCGCAAGGCCGCCCGCAAGCAACAACGCCGCGCCGGCGCCGGCGCCGCCGCGAAGCUCGCCCUCCCGAGCAAUCACGCGGCGGCUCCGUCUGAGCGGCCGAAGCUGGUGAUCGUGUCGAGGACGGGGUCCCGUGUGAUCGAGAACGAGGAGGAGCUGAAGGCGGUGGCCACAGACGUGGGGUUCGACGUGCGCGUGGUCCGGCCGGAGCGGAGCACGGAGAUGUGCAAGAUAUACCGCGACCUGAACGCGAGCGACGCGAUGGUGGGCGUGCACGGCGCCGCCAUGACGCACUUCCUCUUCAUGCGCCCGGGCAAGGUGUUCAUCCAGGUGGUGCCGCUGGGCACGGACUGGGCGGCGAACGAGUACUACGGCGAGCCGGCGGCGCGGCUCGGGCUGCGGUACGUCGGGUACAAGAUCCUGCCGGAGGAGAGCUCCCUGGCGCGCGAGUACCCCGCGGGCCACCCCGUGCUGACGGACCCCGCCGGCGUGGCGCAGCGCGGCUGGGACGUGACCAAGAAGGUGUACCUGGACCGGCAGAACGUGCGGCUCGACCUGGCCAGGUUCCGGGAGGAGCUGGUCGGCGCCCACCGGUACCUCGCCGCCGGCAAGCGGAAGGGCCGGCCGAAAAGCAAACCCACCGCCGCGAUGUGAUCGAUCGGUCGGUCGAUCAGCAGGCGUCCCUCCCGUAUAGUAGCAGUUGGUUACUCCUAUAGAUGAAAAUUACAGACAUACACCUUUCUUUCUCUCCUCUCCGCUCAGUUCUUGCCAGUUACAGUUACAGCAGCUAACUUCAUACUACCUGACCAUUCCAUUCAUUAGAUUUUUACUACUCAUGUGCUGAUGAUGUGCCCGUGAUCGAUCGAUGCCGGUUAUCAAGCUUGAUGUGAAUACAUACAUACAUACAUACAUACCCAAUAAUGAAGGAUUCAGUUACAA